Megalobrama amblycephala (Wuchang bream) is the source of this 3445-nucleotide messenger RNA. RefSeq names its product RELT like 2 (gene rell2). The coding region runs from base 604 to 1845 and encodes 413 amino acids. The transcript has 6 exons. Gene Ontology annotation, biological process: positive regulation of p38MAPK cascade; positive regulation of cell-substrate adhesion. The record is from RefSeq and is a predicted model, not a curated record. NCBI's taxonomy places the organism in Eukaryota, Metazoa, Chordata, Actinopteri, Cypriniformes, Xenocyprididae.
AAUAUCUUAAUUUGUGUUACAGAAUUACAGAAUUUUCAUUUUUGGGUGAACUAACCCUUUAAAGGAAAUACACAAUACGAUCCACAGCACUGUCAAUGCUGUUGCAGUUAUACUGUUGCUCUACUUAUAUGCUGCAGUGAAAAAAAGGCUGUUAUUUGUAGACCCCAACACAAUCUCAUGGCACUAUAUAAUUGCAUAACUAUUUUACGUUUUGGCAAAUAGGUGGCUAAUUCAUAUGAAUUUUCUGCCUAACACCCCUGACUGGUAUGUAUAGGGGUGGACCUUGUAUAGGGGUGGUAGAUUUGGUAAAACACACAUAAACUGCAAUAGGACUAAUCUAGCAAGCCCAAUAUCAAUCCAGUUGCCUCAUUUAAACUGUUGUUUUUGUGAAUAGACAUGGGAAAGGGUGGAAAAUAUACUGUACUCCAAAAGUUACUGCAUUGGCUUUUAUGGCAGUCAUUCAUGAAUAAUUUGAAUGUUAUCAGCUAUAAAAUUCGAAUGUUAAAACAACAGAAUGAGAAAUGUUUUGCAGGCUGUUGAAGUUGCAACGUAUAUCGGUCGCUGAGUGAAAACAGAGGGUGUGGGCUGAGCUCCUCUCACCACAUGCCUGGAUGGCAAGAUAAAGCUAACUGCCUUUGCAAAGAAGAUAGUGGGAUGACUGACCAAGAGACACCCAUUGUGGGUGAUCCCGAUCCCCCUCCAACAUACAUAAUCUUCCUCCUUGUCUUUUUCUUCUUCAUCACUGGCCUUCUGGGUUUCCUAAUCUGUCACUUAUUGAAGACGAAGGGCUACCGCUGUCAACUGGAAGAGGAUGAAGAAGAUUGUGAAGACAAACUGGGGACAGACAAAGAUGAUGAAUCAGAAGACAGUCAAGACACUGUGGAACAAAUUCUGAAAUGCAUCAUUGAGAAUGAAGCAAAUAUGGAGGCCUUCAAAGACAUGUUGGUUGGCCAAAAUGUUUGUGAGCAUCACGAUCCACGGUUACAUCAUAAAGAUAGUGGUCUUCCCCUUCACCAUCAUACAGUUCAUCUGGGUGGUGAAAUUAGCUCUUGUGUCCACUGUAUGCAAGGACAUAUAUUAAAAACACGACGCAGAAGCCGUGUGGCUAGAAGCAAAGCUCGGCCAGCGGAGCAGACUGUGUUUUCUGUGGGAAGAUUUCGUGUCACCCACACGGAGAAAAGAAACAGCCUUCAAGGUUCACAGAAUCUUCCUACCUCUAAGGCAGGAAACGCAUCAAAUGACACAACGCUCUCUGAUGGCAGGGCGGGAUUGAAAGACACUUCAAAAAAACAUCAAGAGGAAUACAACAUACGCAACAUGUUCAAAGACACUGGAGCAACCAACGGCAAAGUCCCAGAUGGAGGCAAACGGAAGAAGAGUGUCACAUUGCUCGGCUUCUAUAAGGCUGGUAAUCCUGUGGAGACCAAAGGGGGACAGGAAGUGUUUGAGGAGGACAAAGAGGCAUCAACCACUGCUGAUCAGUUAUCUUUCUCUCUAGAAGAAGGCUUGAGCUCAGUCGCGCUGUCUCCCACUGAUGAAACAGCUUUAGAUGAAAAAUCAAAUAAAGGCUCUGGUAGUAAAUUAGAGGAGACCAGCCUAGAGAACGAAAAGGCUGACGAAGCGACUUCAUGUGUGAAAUCGCAAGACAAAUUAAGCACAAACACAACAGAGACUGUUCCCAAUAGUUCUAAUGGCAGCUCUAGAUUUUCGGUGGUACGAACUACGGAAGAGACUGUCAUCCCACCUGCAGCCGCUGCUGACUAUAGAGGAGAUGAUGCAACAAAACACGAGGACAUUAAGACUGGCCAAGUUAGACAGGAGAGUACAGACAAUCAGCAGAUAUGAUUCAGCCCCACAAGCAUAACAUAAUAAAAUUAUAAGAUGGUCAGACAAUUGUUUAUUGAGAGCGAGACUUAGAAAACCGAAAACUUGUAAUUUGCCACAACACUGCUUUUACCAAAAAUACACUUUGUUCUCAAUUAAUUGCAUAUUAAAUCUAUAAAUAUGAUGGGCCUAAUCAAAAUGCAAUGGCACUAAAAUAUAUUGACAAUUUGGUGUUUUCUGUUCUCAUCUUUAGAAAGCAGCUUAAUUCAGUGCAAUCAUAGCUCAUAUUAAAAUAACACUGUACUCAAUUGAGUUAUAGGGGAAUAUACAUGAACUACUUAAACUUGUGUCAUGUAUAUAAGACUGCAAAACAAAGAUUGUCAGUUAUGCAGAUCAUCAAUGAAUAGAAAUAUGAACAUUUCUAUUUAAAGACAUUUCACCACUUAUCCAGAUGGCUUGGCACCACUCAUCAGCUGCCAAAUUACAUUUGAUGGGCAAUUGUGUGAUUAUAGCUGAAAUGUCUGGUAUUUUAAAAGUUUGAAAAGUCAUCACUGAAAAGAAGAGGGACAAACAUUACUUAUUAACCACUUACCUCAAAAAUUCUUCCUCUGUGAAGUGCAUUUUAAUUUGCAGCAAGAGAUACAAUAUGGAGAAGUAGUCUCAGCCUCAGAUGUCAUCUGAUGCAUAUUGCACAUAAAACUGGAAAACACUUUUCAGUCUAUCAUUAUGUCUGCACAUAGGUGUUUUUAUCAGUUCAUUUUUGAGGAUGAAGUAAUCACUGUAUUUGCUGAAAUUUUGCAAAGAUGGUAACAAAAUCUUUUUAAAAAUUUUAUUUGUUUGAGAUUGCUGUACCAUUACAUGACUGUUAGCAAGUCCUGAGGUAGUGUUACAGCUAAUAGAUGUGACAAAAGCACCCCUUGUUUUUAAAAAUUAAUAGUGCUAAAUAAGAACUAUAUAUGUAGGUUUUUGACAUAUGUUGGUAACAGAGAUAAAUUCAUCUCAUGACAAAAAUCACUUUCAUUCUGAUCAGUCUUUGUGCAGUAAAAAGCAAAAAUUGCUACAACUGUACUCAGUUUACCCCAUGUAUGACAUUUUUCCUUGGUUUCCAUUGAGUCCAUUUUUUCCCAUUUCAGUACAAUUUUUGUAUACCUGUGUAUGUUUUUGAGAAUAGAAAAUAAAAUAUUAAAAUAAAAGUUGAAAAAAGUUUUUACACCAUCCAUGUCAGUCAGCCCUGUUAUAUGCUCAAUGGUAAAAAUGUACUGACAUUCGAUGACCUAGAAAUAGUGCAUCAGAAUUUUAAAUAUUUUGCAAACAUAUCACUCUUUCUGUCUUUUUGUCUUCAGUCCCUCCUCAAACUACAUUACCCAGAAGAUCCUCUCCAAACUUUUAAACACACACACAUUCCAAAUUUGGUCACACGACACAAGGAAGCUAAAUAGAUGGCAUCCCUGGCAGAGAUGCAGGGGCCUGUACCAUGAUGUUGAAUAUCCGUUGUUGAACAAACUCAGGGUUAUGUGAUUAGUUUUGAGUUGACAAAACCAAAUACAAUCAGGCUUUGUUGCUACCAUGAAUUUUUUUUUUUUUUUUUUAAGAUAUUUGAGAACAAAUAAUCAUAAUAUGU